AUGACUGCACUUCACCAGUUGCUAUGGAAACAGAAAGCAUGAACUUGCUGGAAAUCUCCAAACCCUGGAUUCCAGAGAAUGUUCUCGACAUCGAUGCCUGCCCUGACUCAUUGACUACUAGUGUCUACUCCAAGGACAUCAUGGUGUAUCUCAUGGAGAAAGAACUACGUGAUCUCCUCUUGCCUGAUUUUCUGGCCAACAGCCCGGGAGUCACUUCCAGGAUGAGAGCUGUUCUCAUGGACUGGCUCAUGCAAGUCCAGCUGUUUGAAGAACUGACUGACGAGACGCUUCACUUGUGUGUGGCAUUCAUCGACACUUUCCUCAGUCUUGUCGAUGUCAAAAUGUCAACACUCCAGUUAAUCGGCAUAACUUGUUUGUUUAUCGCCUCCAAGUUCAAUGAGCGAUUCGCGCCAAAGAUCGAAAGUCUGUGCUACCUGACACAGGACACAUUUGUGAAGGAGCAGGUGCUACACUGUGAGCGUAUAGUCCUGCAGACACUUCACUUCAACCUGUCCCGCCCUGUUUCAGUGACAUUUUUAGAUCGUUACCUUCAGGUACACCAUAACCCCACAAAGGUGGAGUACCUGGCUCGCUACCUGUUAGAUCUUCACAUCACCAGCAUCAGCCUGGCAUCCUCGCCACCCUCGUUGAAGGCAUCCAGUGCUCUUUAUCUCGCACGUUUUCUCCUAUUAGACACAGCCCCUGCCUGGACACCAGACCUCGCCUACUAUACGAAUUACACGGUUGAAGAAUUACAAGACUGCGCCAACGAACUGAUUAAUCUCUUGAUCAAAGCACCUGAUUCCAGAUACCAGGGAGCAAGACUGAAGUACAGCAAGGAAGAGUAUAUGUCUAUAAGCUACUCUGAGCAAGUGAAGAAUGAAUUGAUGAUGACUAAAAAUUGA
Candidula unifasciata is the source of this 905-nucleotide messenger RNA. The record is from the annotation of a GenBank genome assembly. Lineage: Eukaryota; Metazoa; Mollusca; Gastropoda; Stylommatophora; Geomitridae.